CGUACACGCACAUACAGACUGCAAAAUGGGGCUCCGCAUCGAACUGGAGAUGUUGGCGGUUCUGCUGUUACUGAUCCCAAUUGCGAGUGAUGGCCUGCUGGUGCCCAAGUGCUACCUAGUGGAUCAACUAAUGUCUGCUAUACCUGAAGAUGUGAUGAACCGGGAAAAACUAGUGGCAGAACUCGUGUGCCAUGUAGACAUGUCAUCGCAUUUUAAUACCAGCUGCAUCAUUCAGGGCCCUUCACGAGUUCCCCCUAGAGAGCGUAAGACCAGAGGUGUUCCCACAACUCCCAAGACCCUUAACACCACCACUAAACCCCCUCCUAAAUCCUCCACUUUGGCCACCACUAAACCCCCUCCUAAAUCCUCCACUUUGGCCACCACUAAACCCCCUCCUAAAUCCUCCACUUUGGCCACCACUAAACCCCCUCCUAAAUACUCCACUUUGGCCACAACUAAACCCCCUCCUAAAUCCUCCACUUUGGCCACCACUAAACCCCCUCCUAAAUACUCCACUUUGGCCACCACUAAACCCCCUCCUAAAUACUCCACUUUGGCCACCACUAAACCCCCUCCUAAAUCCUCCACUUUGGCCACCACUAAACCCCCUCCUAAAUCCUCCACUUUGGCCACCACUAAACCCCCUCCUAAAUCCUCCACUUUGGCCAACACCAAACCCCCUGCAACAGCCUCUAAUUUUGCCACCACUAACCCCCCUACCCCUAAAAUCAUGCACUCAACUCCUGAGCCCAAGCUCAACCAGUCCCUGGAAGAAAUGCUACUCGGUGCCAACAAAUCGGCUACUGAAAAUGUGAUGCCUCCACCACCACCUCCUCCCAAAUUCAACUCCUCGAUGAUAAUGUCCCGUAAAAGAAGAGGGAUCAAUGGACAGUGGACCCUAUAUGGACUGUUCCAGGUGGCCGAUGUUAUCGCCUGCACCUCCUCACCCCCAAAACCCACCAUGAACCUCUGCAACCUGUCCUGCAAUAAGCUGAUUGAUAACGACCUCACUGAUGACAUCAGCUGUGUCCAGUCCAUCAUUAACUACAAAAUCCCAGUCACUGGUGAUAAGGAUGAGGCUACGAGGCUAUUAAGGACAAUGAAAGACAUGCUCAUGAACAGUUGCCCCACUGUGGACUACACCAACUACCUUGCUGAGUGUAAAAGUACAUAGACGCUACCCGCUAUACCUGAUCAAACACCGCUUUCUUCAUGGCCAGUGAUGGGGCUAUUUCUGGGCUUCUCUUAUCAUCCAUAAACAAAUGAUGAAUUGUUGUAUACUGCCUUCAGUUUAAGAGAACGUUGACUCAGUUUUACUGUAAGCUCUGAUGCAAGAAUUUUGACGGUAGUGAGGUACUUUCAGAAGUAAAAUACUAUUUUUGUUGUUUUAAUGCAUGCUUUGAAAAGAAGCUUCCUAUUCCUGCUAUGAUACAGAAAUUAAUAUAUGUUAAGUAGAUUAUAUAAAUAGAUCUAUAUAUUUCAAUGGGAAAGAGGAUGUCUUUCACUUUGUCUAAACAAAAAAACUAAUAAACAUUGCUGAGAAGAUAUCCAAGAAA
Tachysurus fulvidraco (yellow catfish) is the source of this 1556-nucleotide messenger RNA. RefSeq names its product mucin-2. The record is from RefSeq and is a predicted model, not a curated record. The coding region runs from base 26 to 1174 and encodes 382 amino acids. Lineage: Eukaryota; Metazoa; Chordata; Actinopteri; Siluriformes; Bagridae. The transcript has 5 exons.